This is a messenger RNA of Styela clava, 2932 nucleotides long. RefSeq lists its product as uncharacterized. Gene Ontology annotation, biological process: positive regulation of transcription elongation by RNA polymerase II; transcription elongation by RNA polymerase II. Lineage: Eukaryota; Metazoa; Chordata; Ascidiacea; Stolidobranchia; Styelidae. Gene Ontology annotation, cellular component: nucleus; Cdc73/Paf1 complex. Gene Ontology annotation, molecular function: RNA polymerase II C-terminal domain phosphoserine binding. The record is from RefSeq and is a predicted model, not a curated record.
GACAUUUCUUCACCCAUUCAACGAUUUAUUACCAGAAUUUUAAGAGAAGUUGCAUCUAUAUAUUGCAUCUAACAACUUGCAAAAUUUCUGGAAUUGUCAUGUAGUGUCACUUGGAAUAGCCCAAUUAGGUUCACUCCUACUUACCCCUUGUGGGGGGUGCCACCAUUUGAGAACCACUGGUGCGAUCUGUCUACUAUCUGUAAACCAUUUCACUGAUAACUUUGCAAGCUUUUAUGUUAAAAACCUUUAUUGACUGAUUAUAAUCACUUUCUUAUGAAUUGAAUGUAAAAUUGUUUAUUUUUUGUAUAAAAACCAUGAUUUGAAUUUUGAUUUUGCAUUUAAGACCUUUAGUGUAAAAUCUAUAUAUAAUGGACGAAGAAUUAUUUGGGGAGGGAAGUAGCAGUGAGGAAGAGCAUGAAGAGGGAGUAGAGAACACAACAGAACAACAACAAGAACAAGAAAGUGCAGAAGAAGAAUCAAGUGAUGGCGGAGAGGAGGAGGCUGACCAGAAUGUGGCAAGUGGAAGCGGAUCUGAAGCAGAGUCAAAGGAAAGCUCGGCAGAAGAAGAAAAAAGUGGGGAGGAGAGUGCAGGCGAGCAGGAAGCGAGUGAUGAAGAAAAUACUGAAGAAACCGAAGACAAAGAAACUCAAGAAGCAUCAGGCAAUGAUAGUUCUGAUGGGGAGGAGGAGGCGGAAGGGGCUGCAGAGGCUUCAGGGGGAGAGGAAAGUCCUGCAGCAGCACAAGAAGAAUCAGAUGAAGGUGGGAGUGAAGCUGGAGGGGAAACCCCUGUACACUCAGAUUCUGAUGGUGAAGCAGAACAACUUGAAACAUCUGCUGACGCUGCAAAAUCUGAGGAAGAAGACAGUGAUGGGGAUAAUAAAGAAACAAAGGAGACCGCUGAGAGUGGGAGCGAAGAGGAAGAAGAUAAUAAAGAAACAAAGGAGACCGCUGAGAGUGGGAGCGAAGAGGAAGAAGAUAAUAAAGAAACAAAAGAUUCUGAUUCAGGUAGUGAUAUUGGUGGGAAAAGACCAAAAUUAACUGGAGGAAGUGACGCAAGUUCAAGUGAUGAAAAUGCUGGAGACCCGACUCAAUCAGCAGCUCAGGAAGAUUUAUUUGGUGACGCAGACGAUAUUUCAUCUUCUGACGACGAUGAAAAAAUGGAAACUGAAGAGAAUAAACCGGAAGAAGAAGAACCGACUAGAAAACCAAUGCUGUACAGUGAUGACGAAGAUGAGGAGGGAGUAAAACAACCAGCAGAAGAGGAACAGCAAGAAACAAGAAUUGAAGUUGAAAUUCCAAAGAUUAACACAGAUUUAGGAAAUUCUGUUCAUUUUGUCAGGUUCCCGAACUUCGUUAGCGUAGAGACUCGACCGUUUGAUCCAACUGUUUAUGAAGAUGAAAUUGAAGACGAUGAAUUACUGGAUGAAGAAGGAAGAACAAGGUUAAAAUUGAAAGUCGAAAACACAAUCAGAUGGAAGAAAUACACUGAUGAGAAUGGAAUGCAGCUGACAGAAUCAAACGCAAGACUGGUACGAUGGUCUGAUGGAAGUCUGUCUAUGCAUCUCGGAUCAGAAAUAUUUGACGUUCAUGUCAUGCCUUUGCAGGGCGACCACAACCAUUUAUUCAUCAGACAAGGUACAGGUUUGCAAGGCCAAGCUGUUUUCAAAACCAAGUUGACAUUCAGACCUCACAGUACAAAGUCCGCAACACAUAGAAAAAUGACAAGUCGGUUGGCGAUGCGUUUAAAUCAAAAUCAACAAAAAGUUCGAGUUCUUCCGAUAGCCGGACAAGAUCCUGAGUCGAGGAAAGCCAAACUGAUGAAGGAAGAGGAAGAUCAACUACGAGCCCAUAUGAGGAGGGAGGCACAGAAGAGAAGAAUGAGAGAAAAGGCUCAUGCAAGAGGACUCAACACCAACUACCUCGAUGACCGACUAGAUGAAGAAGAGGAUUCUGGAGCCAUCAGUGUUUCUGCGAUUAAGAACACGUUUCGUCCUGGGUUCGGGGGUGGCAGGAUGAAUAUUUAUACUUCUGACUCUGAUUCGGGGGAUGAAAAACAACUUACGAACGUGAAACGACGUCUGGAAUCGGAUUCAGAGGACUCUGAUGAAGGUGUAGACAAAAGUCAAAGAAACAAGAAGAAAAGCGAGGAGGGAGAAGGAGAAAAAAAGACAAAGAAAUAUGUCGUGAGUGAUAGUGAGGAAAGUGAGAAUGAAGAUAAUAAAGAAACAAACAAUGAGACAAGUGAAAAUGCAGCAGAAAGUCAAGAGCAACCAUCGGAUUCUUCUGAUGAAUGAUUGCCGAGAGGAAAUUCUAUGCUCUGAUUCGUCGAAUGUGAAGAGUGAUUUUGACUGCUUUGCUGGUUUUAAAAGAGGAGUUCACAUUGGAGUGUGUUCUAUUCUCAACAAGAUGGCUGCAAUCUGACAGACUUUACUUUGCAUAUGAUUGUGUACUAUCGUUGAGAUAAUAGUGUCAGCAAAAAACAAUAGGUAUAAAUGAGCUGUAUGACUUUGAGAAAUGAGUUGAGCCACAAAAUAUUGCAAGUCCAAACACCUGAAUCUUCUGGCCUGUUGUAUACAUACUGUUCUCACAUUUAAUCAAGCCGUUAUUUUGGCCUAAAAUAAAAAUCCCAAUGCAAAUAGAAAAUCUUUCGUUCAAUUUUCACUGCCACCCAUUUUUCUAUACUUCUGUACCAUCCAGAAAUGUAGCCAGCCCAAAAUUUUGGGGGGCCAGAUUUUUUUUUGGUUGAAUCACGUAAUACAAAAAUGUUAAAAAUUGGGGUGAGGCCCUCCAGGCUCCAAUGACCCCACAUGGCUAUGCCUAUGGUACCAUGUACUUGUGGAAAAUAAAAUCAGAAGCCAUAAUCCUUUGAGUAACGACAUUGAUUAUGGUGCUUUUGUAUGUUUUUUCUUAUUAAAAAUUACAAUUAUGUACG